AUGUUGCGUUUUUCUCGUUGCCUCGGCUUCUCACCAAUCAGAGCUUACCACUCCACCCACCACACGGCGUCCAACGUCAUUGUCAACGCCAAAACUCCCGAAGCAAUUCUACUUUCCAAGGCCAUCGAACAUGUUCCGACUCUCGGCUUUUCCAGAGCGAGUAUUGACGCUGCUGUUCAGGACUUGGGAUACCUGGACUCCAUUCAGAGCGUUGUGACCGCCUCGUCCACACAUAGCCCGGAAUAUUCGCUCGUUUUGUUCUGGCUCAAAUUGCAACGUCAAAAGUUGUACGACGAAGUGUUGAACCCACAACUGGACUUCCACGCUGUCAAGGACGAGUACCACCGUGUUCUGUACUUGAUAAACAAGAGAUUGCUGUAUAAUGCACCUAUCAUUGGCCUGCUUUCAGAGGCAUUGGCCCAGCUUGUGGUUCCAUACAACUGGGGCACUUCAUUGGAGGAACUACAUAACUUGAGUGACGAUGUGGCAUUCUACGCGGGAGACAUGUCGAAUGACUCAGCAUGGUACGCCAAAAGACUUCUGUUUUCCUCCAUCUACGUGAAAUCCGAGUUGUACAUGCUCCAGGAUUCCAGUGAUAAUUUCGAAAGAACCCGCCAAUACGUCGACUCGAGUGUGGCUAGUGUCAAGGCUGCAGGUGCCUCCUAUAAUGCCGUGGAACAAUGGACGUUUUUCAAUGCCAUCUCUUUGGUGAAUUUGAUUAAGUCUCAAUUGGCCAGAGGCUAG
Sungouiella intermedia is the source of this 744-nucleotide messenger RNA. The record is from the annotation of a GenBank genome assembly. Lineage: Eukaryota; Fungi; Ascomycota; Pichiomycetes; Serinales; Metschnikowiaceae.